CUGGAGUGCCCCUCCUUCGAAGCUUUUUGACAAUACUUACUAGGUAGCCACGACACCGCUUUCCAACACUUGCUGUCAACCCUAAAUAGGGUGCUCAACAUUAUACGUCGUUUCUCUUCGCCCGUACAUUCUUCUCUCGAGAUCGCAUUUGAUUAGCGCCAUCGUUUCCAUGGAGCCUAGCCCUGUAUCUGUGGAGGUUGCUGGCCAUGCGCCCAACUUCUCCCUCAAGGAAAAGACGGCGCUUAUGGAGGCAUUUGAAGACGUACUAUGCGGAUCGUUUGCUGGCGCUGUGGGCAAAUACAUCGAGUAUCCGUUCGAUACGGUCAAAGUGCGGUUACAGAGUCAGCCCGAUCAUCUCCCCUUAAGAUAUUCUGGUCCAUUGGAUUGCUUCCGGCAGUCUAUCAAAAGUGAUGGAGUUCUGGGGCUCUAUCGUGGCAUUACAGCUCCCCUAGUGGGUGCUGCAGCAGAAACAAGCAGUCUAUUUCUAUUCGAGAGUCUUGGUCGUGAAUUACUGUUCACAAGCAGCCUAGUUUCCCGAGAACAAGGACUCUCACUGCCAUAUCUCUGGCUGACAGGUGCAUUUUCUGGAGCUUUCACUUCGUUUGUCCUCACUCCAAUUGAGCUUGUCAAGUGUAGGAUUCAGGCUCCCAUGUCGGCUGAUGGAUCUGCCGGCCCUCCUCUCCGCCCUAUACCUGUCAUCAAGCAGGUUUUCCGCCAUGAAGGCCUUCGGGGCUUUUGGCAUGGUCAGCUUGGUACACUGAUUCGAGAGGCUGGUGGUGGUUCUGCUUGGUUUGGUGCCAAGGAGACAGUAACAAGCAUGUUCUACCAGCUCAAGACGAAGACCGCGACAUCAGCAACAGAGAAGCAGAUAAUUCUUGAUACACCCUUGCCUUUCUGGCAGCAAGCGAUUGCUGGCGCAUCAGCGGGUGUGUCAUACAACUUCCUCUUCUUUCCUGCAGACACCAUCAAAUCACGCAUGCAAACCUCGACUGUCAGUGAUCUACGCCAACGACGAACAUUCUGGAAAGAGGGAGCGAUACUUUGGGAACAACAUGGGAUACGAGGCAUGUACCGUGGCUGUGGUAUUACAUGCCUCCGGUCUGCGCCAAGCUCUGCCUUCAUAUUCAUGGUUUAUGAUGGGAUGAAGCGGCACUUUCCUCUUUGAUGAUAACGGAAAAGAAAACUGGUCGAGAUGAUGUGUGUGAUAGAUCGAGUUUCAAUAUUACUUGGAAAGGAAAUUUUAUCUACGGAUAGCAGCGACUGGUCCAAGCAUCUAUGGCGUUCAAAUUUUGGUUCGACAUAAUGUCGAUUAUUGAAUUGGAGCAUCAAUAGA
Molecule: messenger RNA, 1333 nt
Organism: Fusarium oxysporum Fo47
Lineage: Eukaryota; Fungi; Ascomycota; Sordariomycetes; Hypocreales; Nectriaceae
Product: mitochondrial carrier domain-containing protein
Exons: 2
Coding region: 170-1165 (331 amino acids)
Biological process (GO): mitochondrial L-ornithine transmembrane transport
Molecular function (GO): L-ornithine transmembrane transporter activity
Source: RefSeq, a predicted model, not a curated record